Molecule: messenger RNA, 1811 nt
Organism: Scomber scombrus (Atlantic mackerel)
Lineage: Eukaryota; Metazoa; Chordata; Actinopteri; Scombriformes; Scombridae
Gene: dnaaf10
Product: dynein axonemal assembly factor 10
Exons: 8
Coding region: 84-1160 (358 amino acids)
Molecular function (GO): ubiquitin binding
Source: RefSeq, a predicted model, not a curated record
UUUGGCAGUUCAGCUACACUGAACCUUUCAUUUUCUUUCCACUUUUCAAGGCAUUUCAACCCCCUUUUUUAAGAGGCGUAAACAUGUCAUCACCGCUGUCCAAGCCUCAGAUUAUCGCGCACAUUCAGAAAAGUUUGAACUACACCGUGUUUGACAGUAAAUGGAUCCCCUGCAGCGCAAAGUUUGUCUGCCUGGGGAACUUUGCGAGAGGAACCGGAGUGAUGCAGAUAUAUGAGGUGCAGCGCGGAGAGGCUCAACUUAUCAAGGAGGUAGAGAAGCCUAAACCCAUAAAGUGUGGGACUUUCGGAGCCACCUCUCUGCAACAAAGACACAUAGCAACUGGGGAUUUUGACGGAAAUCUCAACAUAUGGAAUCUGGAGAUGCCUGAAUUGCCAGUGUACACUGUAAAGGCCCAUAAAGAGAUUGUGAAUAGUAUCGAUGCUGUUGGAGGUCUGGGGAUUGGCGAUGGCGCACCUGAGAUAGUCACUGGAAGCAGAGACGGGACAGUGAAGGUGUGGGAUCCUCGACAGAAGGAUUCGCCCGUAGCCAACAUGGAGCCUGUGGAAGGAGAAACCAAGAGGGACUGCUGGACUGUUGCUUUUGGUCAUGCCUUCAAUGAUCAGGACCGCUGUGUGUGUGCUGGCUAUGACAACGGGGACAUCAAACUCUUCGACCUGCGCAAUAUGUCUCUACGGUGGGAGACCAACAUUAAAAAUGGGGUAUGCUGUGUGGAGUUUGACAGGAAAGACAUCAACAUGAACAAGCUGGUAGCCACCUCACUGGAGGGAAAAUUCCAAGUCUUUGACAUGAGGACUCAACACCCCACCAAGGGCUUCGCCUCUGUUUCCGAAAAGGCUCAUAAAUCGACCAUCUGGCAGGUGAGGCAUUUACCUCAAAACAGAGACAUCUUUAUGACUGCAGGGGGAGCAGGCAAUAUACAUCUAUGGAAAUAUGAGUAUCCCGCUCAGAGAAGCAAGAAGGACUCCGAUGACGUGAAUGUGGGCGUAGCCGGCACCGUUAACCUCUUACAGAAUGUCACUCUGUCCACUCAGCCGAUCGCCAGUCUGGACUGGAGCCCCGACAAGCAGGGCCUGUGUGUGUGUUCAGGCUUUGACCAGUCUGUGCGUGUGCUCAUCGUCACCAAACUCAACACGGUGUGAAAAAGUUGAUCCCACCAAAGACUGAUUCUUCAAGAUUCUUUAUCUACUUACGUUUUUGUAGGAUGCUCACUGAAAAUCUUUUGUUGAAAGUCUUUUGUUGCACUACUGGUUAACGUUGUUGUGCUCAAGUUUCGUCUGUUGCGAAAACUGUGACUCUUGAUAUGAAGUUUUGUUGAGAACUCUGUGUUUUCAGAUUAAAUGUGCCUUUGUAUGAAAAAAUCUGUCUCAAAUUUUUCAUGACACCAGGAUUAAGUAAAGUCAAGCCAUGAACCGUUUGUGUAAGCACAUAUUCAUGUAUUUCUGGUAUAAAAGCAAACAUGUUAAACUGUGACUCAAGGAUUCAAAAAGAUUCUUACAGCUAUCCAAUACUGAGUUACCAGGAUGAUCACAUCCAGCAUUUGAACUUGAAAAAGUCUUGUAGAUCCUGAUCAUCCUCCUGUCUGUCAUGGAUUCUUGCGUAGACGCUCCUCAGCAGCUUAUUCAUGGACUUUCCAUCCAAGAUGUCGAUAUAUUUCUCGAUGCAGCCUACAAACACAACCACAGGUCAGGAAAUUAAAAUGACUGCAGUCACACUAGCACACAUACUUUCACGUGUGAAGAAAUUAACUUCAAAACAUCCAAAAUGUCUUUCAUGUUGUUUAAACUCUGUAU